AUGGCGAACUAUUCCAGUUCGCCGUUGUCGCAAAGUCCAUACGACCACAAUUACAAUGCUGUUGGCUUGGAUAAAAUUAAUAUGUUCAUAAGCACUUGCGAGUUCCUCGACUCAGUGUGUACGAGCGUGAGCAUCGCAGACGAUGCCGCCAUUUCAACACCCGACCUAGCCUUUCCCAUGCCCGCAUCUCGACAUGACCAACUCAUAGGAAACUACCAAGAACAACCCUGGAAUUCGGAAGAUGUUUCAUCCAAUCCUCAAAAUAAAGGACGACGUUCACAGUGGAAGCUAUUGCGAUGGUUCAUACAAAAGAUUGAUACCGACUACCAGUCUCUUCAACAGUAUCCUACCCAAGACGUCCCACCCGACUUGCAAGAGUGGUUAAUGCAUCACCGCCAGUCGAAGGAAGUUAGGAAAGUCGGCUUACGCGCGUUAGUAGAUAUACAACAGAAGAAUAUGGUCAUUAACUUUGGCGAAAUCCUUUGCGCUGUUAUUGUGCAACACGCUAUUUUCGAUUCUCCUUCGAAGAGAAAUGUGCUUGAAGAAGAUGUUGAGUCUGCGUUUAAUACAUGGAGUAACAUAAGCUCACUGUCGCAGCCCGAGCGAGACACUCUUAACUUUGUAUUACAACGAUUGGCCAUGUCCAACAAGCCGUCCUACGCGGAUGAUCGACUAUCACCCUCUUAUAACAUCUCCGAGACUCGCGUAUUGGGGACCGGGGCUAGAUUCCCAGAUCCUUCUUCAUAUCCACUCCUAAUACCCGACACCCAACUAUCCGAUAUACCAGGCAACUAUGGAUCCCAUGACUAUAAUGUCCAUGUACCCUCGUUGAAUUCGCCGCUUAAUUCUAUAUUCGCAUCAGAUCCGAAGGAUUACAGCGGCUCCCCUCUCUUCAACCCUCCUCACACACCUACCUCGCCCUCUCCAUGGGCACCCGGAAAUUCGAUAUUCUCCCCGAAUGUGAACUAUUCAUUUCAACCCGAUCUAAGCCCAUUCUCGUCGCAACAGGGCCCUGAACAGCUAUACGGACCGACCCAAUCGUUCAAUUACCUUAGUCCCGAAAACCAACCUGGCGUUUCCGAUUUAGACCAAUCAAUUCCCUUUAUCUCAUUUAUGAAGUUCUUGGAUGGCUUCAUGAACCUUGGCGACCUACAUCGUCGCUUCUCUCACGGUAUAGGUACUACCUACCGAGCUAACAUACCCGUCACAUACAAUGGCCGAGCUACCCAAAGUGAGUUCCUCAUGGACGCCGAACGCUCCCUCUUCACCCCGAUAGAGACGUCACAAAUAUCACAAGACUCUCUGGUGCGAGCUAUUAUUACGACUACGCGAUCAUUAGCUGCUCUUGGUUGGUUACGCUCGCUUGAAGAAACGGGCGAUUAUAUGGUUCAUCUAAGUAAAAACGUACUAGCCACCAAAGCAUCUUGUCGCAACUUCGCCCGAACGGUACUACGGUUUGUCUCGAAAACUUCUACGAGGGAGGGAUAUAAUGGACUCGUGGGAUCUAGGGGACAACUUCAAGAACAAGAGCAAGGGCUUAGGUCACGUUUAGACCAAAUCGAAAAUGAAUUCAAUGGCGAAUGCAACCCUGAACCUCUCCUCCGACCGCGUUCUUCUCGGCCGAGCGGUGGGCGGACGUUGCAACAUGAAGAAUCCUCUCGAGCCAGUAAUUAUCAACCCACGCUUUCUAGCGUCGUUUCUUCCAGGUAUGGUCUGGAUACUGCCACGGAGGGAUCGAGUGUCUACGAGCCAACCACUAAUACAACGCCCUCUCUGACUAGUACCGCGCAUUGCGAAGAAUGUGGCAAGACCUUCAGGGGCAAGCACAUCAGUUCGCAUUUGUCCCGACACAGAAGAAGCCACCGAGAAGCGGGUAGGGAUAUGUCGUGUCCCAUAUGCAACAAGAUCUUUCACCAUACACGGACGGACAAUAUUCGAACGCAUGUUAAAACUGUUCAUGGACAGGUACUCCCCGAGAACGGCAGGGAGUACUGGGCAUCCUUGCAACCUUGA
Molecule: messenger RNA, 2013 nt
Organism: Hypoxylon trugodes
Lineage: Eukaryota; Fungi; Ascomycota; Sordariomycetes; Xylariales; Hypoxylaceae
Exons: 5
Coding region: 1-2013 (670 amino acids)
Source: RefSeq, a predicted model, not a curated record